This is a messenger RNA of Arabidopsis arenosa, 2138 nucleotides long. The record is from the annotation of a GenBank genome assembly. Lineage: Eukaryota; Viridiplantae; Streptophyta; Magnoliopsida; Brassicales; Brassicaceae.
GGUGCUUUGUCUCCUUCUUCGAUUACUCCGAUCACCUAAAAACUCUUUCCUUUUCUUCAAAGCAUUUCUCUUUGAUUCAAAGACAACACACAUAGCUUACUUGCUACAUCAAAUCCUCGCAGAAAAAAAAAACUUCAGAUUUCGAGAAGAUGGGAUCUGGUCGGAGCAAAUCAUGUCUAGGCUCGUCGCUGGCAGCGAGAGAAGUUUCUGACGUGGCUCAACCUCCUCCGUCGUCUUCUAGUGGUGGUGGAAGGAGGAGAAGAUCAAAGAGUCUUUUUUGUGGUCUUCACUCUUCUUGUCUUGCUUCAUCUUCGACUUCUCAUGAUAGUGACGAUGAUAAUGAUGAACAGGUGUGUAAUGGAUGGAUGAGGAAGAGUCAUGGAAGUGUUUCACGGCGUAGAAUGGAGACAAGAAGAGAUGCAUCAGAUUGCUAUGAUAAAGAAUUGAAAGAUGAGAAGAAAUCUGAAAAUGAUAGACAUUGUGAUGAGCUUGAGCUUGAUGAUGACUGUGGUGUUGAAGAAGAAGAAGAGGAAGCUAGUGUAAGCAAUGUGCAGAGGGGAAAUGUUACCGGUUCGAUUCAAGAAUCUUCUACUCCUGGUCGAGUUUUUUCGCAUUUCAAAUUCAUUCCUGGUAACAUAAGCUCUAGACUUAGCAGAGCUUCAAGCUCAAGAUCCUUCAACACUACUUAUCCAGUCUCUUCUUCUCCUCGAGAGGAAGGUGUUACUUCACCUUCAGAAUCUGCUAUUAGGCUCAUUGAUAGAAUCGAGUCUCCGAGAAUACCUGUGAUUGACAAUGUAGUUAGAGAUAUUGAUGCCAUGAGAUUUGAGGAAGAUGGUAGCUUACGUUCUCCGAGAGUAGUUAAUGGUAUGGACAGUCCUUAUGCUGGAAUUCUUGAUAGAAGACAUGUAGUUCGGGAGCCUUCCAUUGAUCGGAAUGUUAGAUUUAGCAGAACUCUGAGUGUUGGAAGACUCCGUGACAGAGUUCUUCGCAGAUCUUCACUCUCUGAUUUCGCAUUCCGUCCCUCGCCACAUCAGGGAGAAGAAGAUACUGAUCUCUUCUCUGCUGAAACGGCAGCAGCAGAGGAUACUCCUGUGACUUCAACGUCUAUACUAAAUCGAUCCGCUUCUAGCAUUCGAAGGACCUUAUUUGGCAUUCAAGAUCACGAGACACCAGCUCCUCUUGUGAGAGAAGGGAGGUAUCAAGGUUUAUUAGAACACAGAUCAGAUUUCCUUGAAAGGAGGAGGAGAAUAAGAUCGCAGGUUCGCGCUCUUCAAAGAUUAGGAAGCCGGUUUGAGAAUGUCGCAGUCCAUCAUGAUAGAUCUUGUGUCUUAUCAGGUCAAGAUCAAGCAGGUCGUUGCACAUGCCGCGCAGUUACUAACCGUGGUUCUACAACAGCAACAACCGAUGAAACAAAUGCAAGAGCUAGCAUCUCAAGGAUAGUAUUGCUAGCUGAAGCUCUAUUCGAGGUUCUUGAUGAAAUUCAUCAGCAAUCUGUUGUCUUAUCCUCUCAACAACCAUCAGUAUCAUCUAUAGGAUCUGUUCCUGCACCUAACGACGUUGUGGAUUUAUUACCGAUAAAACUUUAUACUAAGUCACAAAGCGAGGAUCCAUCACAAUGUUACAUAUGCCUUGUGGAAUAUGAAGAAGCAGACACUAUAAGGACACUUCCUUGUCAUCAUGAAUUCCACAAAACCUGUGUGGAUAAAUGGCUCAAGGAGAUUCACAGAGUAUGUCCCUUAUGUCGAGGAGAUAUUUGUAAACAUGAUCCAUCAUUGGAACAACAUUGAUUACAGUCUUAUAGACAUAAUGCUGAAAGAUUUUGAUUCUAGAAGACUUACAAGAGACCAAGAACAUUCAUCAGUUUUUGUCUGCAACUGAAUCAAAGAUGUUGUGUUUUGCUUGUUGUUUGUAGCUUACACUGGAAAACAAAAUUCAUACUUUAAAAGAUGUAAACUUAUGAACCAAAUUGAUCCAGCAUAUCUGUAAGAAAUCAAGUAAAUCCAUUGAUGUUGUGUGUUUCAUGAGCAUCUUUGUUUCUGUAUUGCAACUUCUGUCAAUGUGGUCAAAGUUAGUAGUAGACUAGUAGCUAUAUAUUCCCAAAAACAUGAACCCUUAAUUUAUAAAAUUAAUUCUUUAUU